Molecule: messenger RNA, 306 nt
Organism: Meloidogyne enterolobii
Lineage: Eukaryota; Metazoa; Nematoda; Chromadorea; Rhabditida; Meloidogynidae
Source: the annotation of a GenBank genome assembly
AUGAUAGAACAACAGCAACAACAAUUAACAACUUUAAAUUCAUCGUUUAAUAAUUCUUUUAAUUUCCAACAAAAUAAUUUUCGUGAAUGGCAGCAAUAUUACAACAAUUAUUAUCAAAAAUUAGAUGAACACCAACAACACCAACAACAAUUCUUUUUUAAUGACCAAUCUUUAUUAUCUGGAUAUUUUUGGCCUUCUAUUUUUUAUUUUAACGACGUAUUUGAAUAUCAAAAGGAAGAAAAAGAAGGGGGAGAAGAAUUUAUUUUAGAAAAAUCUUCUUUUUGUAGGUUUUUUUAUUUUAAAUAA